Molecule: messenger RNA, 2586 nt
Organism: Orbicella faveolata
Lineage: Eukaryota; Metazoa; Cnidaria; Anthozoa; Scleractinia; Merulinidae
Product: importin subunit alpha-3-like
Biological process (GO): protein import into nucleus
Cellular component (GO): cytoplasm
Molecular function (GO): nuclear import signal receptor activity; protein binding
Source: RefSeq, a predicted model, not a curated record
AUGUUGGUGAGGGAGCAAAAUUAUAAUGCCCAGGAAGCUCUAGAAAGGAUUCAGAAUGAUUCUGGCGAUGAAGAUUUUGAAAGCGAUCAAAACAAAGUUGAAUCGUAUGAGUUGGCGAGUGAAGAUGAAAGUGGCGAGUCUGAAGAUGUGUCCGGCACAGGUCUGAAGAUGUGUCUGGCACAGGGGUUAACAUGGGGGCUGGCAGUGAAGGGUUUAACUGAGUUGAAGGUAUUAAACAAAAGGAAAACUCGCUCGAAUUCAAUAGUUUGUGACAAAGGUCCAGAUGUUAAGGGAAAGAGCCUACAAAGUAUUGUAACAAAUGCAAGUAGUCAAGACCCCACAGAGCAACUUGGUGCUGUACAAGCUGCUAGGAAACUUCUUUCAAAGGAUCGUAACCCCCCUAUUGAUGAGCUAAUAGAUUCUGGCAUUCUCCCAGUUCUGGUGAAGUGCUUGGAGAGAGAUGACAACCCUUCUCUUCAAUUUGAGGCAGCUUGGGCCUUAACAAACAUAGCCUCGGGCACUUCAGAACAAACAAAGGCUGUAGUUAAAGCUGAUGCUGUCAAGUAUUUCAUGAAGCUACUGGAAUCGCCUCAUCAAAAUGUGUGUGAGCAAGCAGUUUGGGCACUUGGAAACAUUAUUGGGGAUGGUCCUGGUUUAAGAGAUUUUGUCAUUCGUCAUGGUGUAGUCAAACCACUGCUCAAGUUUGUGAACCCCAAUGUCCCGAUCAGUUUCUUAAGGAAUGUCACAUGGGUGAUAGUAAAUCUCUGUAGAAACAAAGACCCCCCACCUCCCAUGGAAACAAUUCAGGAGGUCCUACCAGCACUAGCUCUUCUCAUUCACCAUCCAGAUCUAAAUAUUUUGGUUGACACGGUUUGGGCCUUGUCAUAUCUGACAGAUGGUGGUAAUCAUCAAAUCCAGGUUGUUAUUGAAAGUGGAGUUGUGCCUUCCCUUAUCCCUUUGUUGAGUCAUGCCGAAAUCAAACUGCAGACAGCAGCAUUGCGUGCAGUGGGAAACAUUGUAACAGGAACAGAUGAACAGACACAGGUUGUUCUCAACCAUGAUGCUCUGAGUCACUUUCCAGCAUUACUUAACCACCAUAAGGAAAAAGUAAAAAAGGAAGCAGUUUGGUUCUUGUCUAACAUCACAGCUGGUAAUCAGACCCAGGUUCAGGAAAUUAUUAAUGCAGGACUUGUCCCACUUAUUAUUCAAACUUUAGAAACGGGUGAAUUUCUGACACAGAAAGAGGCAGCGUGGGCAAUUAGUAAUUUCACAGUCAGUGGCAAUCCACAACAGGUAGCAGUUCUUGUAGAAUGUGGUGCCAUUCCCCCAUUCUGCAAAUUACUGGAUUGCAUGGAUACUCAGGUAAAUGACGUUUGUUUUAAAUUCAGUCCUUAUGCCUAUUUGACCUGUUGUGACAAAAAGAUUAUUCAUGCAGCCGGUGUGCUCCAGUUAUUUUUACACCUAUCCCACUGGUGGUUACAAGGGUCCUUUUCAUGUCCUUCAGGUUUAGACAAAAUCGAAUUCCUUCAGCAACACGAAAACGAAGAAAUCUAUAAGCUUGCCUUUGGAAUAAUCGAUCAUUACUUCUCAAAUGAGGGUGAUAAUGGCGAUGAAGAAUUAGCCCCGACAGAAGUGGACGGUCAGUUUGAGUUUCAAGCAAAGGACAACAUUCCUCCUGGUGGCUUCAAGAUCUGAAAAGAACGAAACUCUACAUUCUCUCUGCUACAUUGAGAAAACUGACAACUGAAUAACGAAAAUCAGAGAGUGAUGAAUCGAGUGCGUGCGAGCGAGGGUGCGUGCGUGCGUGCGAGCAAACACGCGAGUGUGAGAACGGACGAAUCGCGAUAGUGAGAGCCGAUUUAAAGAUCAAAGAAUGAACGAGAGAGAGAGAGAGUGAGUUAGAGGGAGUGUAUCGACUAGUCUCUUGCUGUGCUACACAUCGCUAAUUAACUCCGCCCCUGACCACUCAGUGAUUGACAAGCCAUGGGACCGCUUAGUCAAAGUAACGUAAUUAAAAUUGUUUUUAAUCUUUUCCGAACGUUCACAGAGGUGCCGGCGGUCGGAACCUAGCGACAGCUACUGGGCCAGCUGGAAUGUUGCUUCGUAAGUCAACCGUGGCUUGGAUUCAUUAGUGUUAGAAGACACACUACUUCGAUGUAGCAAAACGGUAACAGUGCACUUUGUACAAAUCUCCUAUUAAGACAAGACAUUACACGUUCGUUUGUCGACGUGCGUUCGAGGGCUUCUAUGGGUGUACUUAGUCUUACACGUUCCCAAUAGGAUUACCUUUUUUUUCUCUUUGAGCCUUUGAAGUAAUGGACUGAACAUCAACACCGACCAGUAUUUAGCUGUUAUGUUUUAGACAUUUCUAGUAUAUUUUCCUUGUAGAGAAUUACAGUCUCUGGAAUCUGAUUGGCAGUCUGAGAAGUACCCUUUUGUUCGUGUUAGCGUAGGGAACUUUUCCGUUUUUAGCGAUCAAGUGGAACUAAUACCAAUCUUAGUUUUAUCACAUUCUUAUGAACUGAGUUGUUAUGUAUCAAAUUGUAAAGUAACGAAUUUUAUCAGUAAAUUUAUCAUUUUCUCGUA